AUGGCAGAACAGGAAGAGCUGUCCCUAGAUUGGAGCGCAACCUUCGUCGUCGCCAGCCCGUCCACAUAUAAGUCGAGAGACCUCAGAGGCGACAAGAUUAUACUACCACAGUCAGCCCUAGAGCAGCUGCUUGCGGCUUCAACAACCUCGACAAGAUUUUCGCCAUCGACAUCCACGGCCUACGACCGGUCGAAUCCAUACGCGUCCCCCUUCGGUCGCUCCCAACAUGCAUUCCAGCCCGACUCACACCAACAGCUACCCAACCCGCUCAUGUUCCGCUUGGUCAACAAAGUCAACGGCAAUGCCGUUUACGCUGGUAUCCGCGAAUUCUCGGCCGAAGAAGGCGAGGUCAUCCUCAGCCCGUACCUGACGGAAGCUCUCGGCAUUGAUCACAAUACUAUGCCGGGUACGACCAAUGACAAAAUACCUGAGAGCGUAUCGAGCACGGAAGGCGCGCUGUCAGCUUCCAUAACUAUCCACGCAAGACGCUUGCCGAAAGGGACAUAUGUCCGUUUGAGACCCCUAGAGGCUGGAUAUAACCCAGACGAUUGGAAAUCCCUCUUGGAGCGGCAACUGCGGGAAAGCUUCACAACUCUGACCAAUGGCGCAUUUCUAGAAGUUCGGGGCGUCAAAGGCGAGAUUUUCCGAUUUCUCGUCGACAAAUUUCGACCAGAAGUAGACGGCAUUUGUGUGGUUGACACAGACUUGGAGGUAGACAUCGAGGCGCUCAACGAGGAGCAGGCCCGAGAGACAAUGCGACAGAUUCUAGCCAAGUCGCAAAAGGCCCAUGGUGCUGUCGGGCAAACUUCUAUUGGACAUGAGAUCAAUAUCUGGAAGGCCGUUGAGGGCCAGGUCUUGCCUGGCGACUAUGUUGACUAUGAGCUACCCUCCUGGAGCCGAUCACGGCCGGUUGAGAUUGAAUUAACUUGUUUGAGCUCAAAUCUUGCGGACGCGGUCGAUAUUUUUAUCAGUCCUAAAUCACGGCGACAACGUGCUGUUCCAAGGGAGACGGAGCAUGUUUUCGCAGCAUUUGAAGCUACACCUAACGGGACCAAGCGUGUGACGAUUCAACCUACCAAUGUCGAGUUGGAGGAGGCGGAAGCCGUUCUCGUCUCCGUUCAUGGCUAUAUCCCGCCAACUGGUCUGCCUACAGAACCUUUGGCAGUUCCGUUCAGACUUCGAGUCAGAUCCGUCACUGGAAGCUCGCCCACCCCAGCCGAGACGGCAAAACCCGAGCAGGAGACUCUAGAUGAUGAACAGUGCCAGAAUUGUCGCCAAUGGAUACCAAAGCAGACUAUUGUCCUGCAUGAAAACUUCUGCCGACGCAACAAUGUAGCCUGCCCCGAGUGUGGCGAGGUGUUCCAGAAGGCUUCAGCCGAAUGGUCAGACCACUGGCACUGUCCUCAUGAUCAGGCGCAUGGUUCAAAUGCGGCAAGCAGGGUCCGACAUGAUGAUAUCUACCACACACAGCGACAAUGUCCAUCAUGCCCGUUUUCGUCAAAUUCGAUACCCGAUCUCGCGCGCCAUCGGACGACACUGUGUCCUGGGAAGACUAUACUCUGCCAGUUCUGCCAUCUUGAAGUUCCGCAGGAGGGUGAUCCAUUUAACCCAUCUCCCGAAACUCUCCUCUCCGGACUAUCGGAGCACGAAAUAGAGGAUGGUGCCCGAACUACUGAUUGCCACCUCUGCGGCAAGAUUAUUCGCUUGCGAGAUAUGUCGGCGCAUUUGAAAAAUCACGAACUAGACAAGGCACACCGCAUAAAACCACAAAUAUGUCGAAAUGCCAACUGCGGACGCACUGUCCAUGGAGUGGGCCGGAACGGCUCUGUUGGUGCUGGCACGCAAAUGGGUCAGGGGCCUGGGAACGACCUUGAGCUCUGUUCCAUGUGCUUCUCGCCAUUGUAUGUCCAGUUCCACGAUCCCGAGGGCAAGGCGCUUCGUCGACGCAUCGAGCGGCGGUACCUCACGCAAAUGAUGCAAGGAUGCGGGAAGAAAUGGUGCACCAAUGAAUGGUGCAAGACAGGCCGAUCCAAUACGGGUCUCGAGAUCAAGGGCUCAAGUGCUCAAGCUGUGUUGCCCUUGAUCAAGCCGCUGAUGGAGUCGGUGCGGAACAACCAAGAGCCCAUGUACUUUUGCGUUGAUGAGACGAAUCAGCGCAGAAGGAAGCUGGCUGAGAUGAUUGCAGCAGAGAAGGCAUGGGAUCUUGAAUGGUGCAUUGCAGCAUGCGAGGCCGAAGGCCCCAUUCUGGAUAAAGUCCGUGAAUGGUUGCUCAACUGGGCUCCUAUGACGGCAUGA
Messenger RNA from Pestalotiopsis fici W106-1, 2295 nucleotides. RefSeq lists its product as uncharacterized. Gene Ontology annotation, molecular function: polyubiquitin modification-dependent protein binding. The record is from RefSeq and is a predicted model, not a curated record. The transcript has a single exon. Gene Ontology annotation, cellular component: VCP-NPL4-UFD1 AAA ATPase complex. The coding region runs from base 1 to 2295 and encodes 764 amino acids. Lineage: Eukaryota; Fungi; Ascomycota; Sordariomycetes; Amphisphaeriales; Sporocadaceae.